Cercopithifilaria johnstoni is the source of this 1403-nucleotide messenger RNA. Lineage: Eukaryota; Metazoa; Nematoda; Chromadorea; Rhabditida; Onchocercidae. The record is from the annotation of a GenBank genome assembly.
AUGUGGCGAGAUGAAAUGGGGAGCGGUAAGGCUUUGAUUAUGCAUUUAUUACAAAUUGAUAGGUUUGCCGUUGAAUUUCCAUUCGAACCAUAUGAAUGCCAGAUUAAAUUUAUGGAGAAGGUUAUAGAAGCUUUACAGACGGGACAGAAUGCAGCAUUAGAAUCACCGACCGGAACCGGCAAGACACUAUGUUUACUGUGUGCUGCUAUUGCAUAUUUGAAAAAUUGCAAAUCGAAGAUAUCUCAGAUGGACAGUACACAAGAAAUACAGGGUACAUCUUCUAGAUCACUUUAUCCGAAAAUUUUUUAUGCUUCCCGAACACACAGCCAACUGACGCAGGUAAUUCGUGAAUUAAACAAAACUACGUACAAAGACAUUAAGACUGUAACUUUGGCCUCCCGAGAUAUACUUUGUAUCAAUGAUAAAGUGAUGAAGGAAAAUAAUAGUCAUAUCAUAUCACUAAUGUGCAGAAAUUUGAUCAGUAGACAUCGAUGUCCAUUUUAUAAUUUCUACGAAAAAGCUGAUCCAUUAACAUUGGAUUUAUUAUAUAGUGAGAAUGGAUUAGUUCCAGAUAUCGAAGAAGUCAUCAAUAUAUCUCAGAAGCAUAAAUGUUGUCCUUAUUUUCGGAACCGUACAAUGUAUGAAAAUGCUGAUCUAAUUCUUUUGCCAUAUAAUUAUAUCGUUGAUCCUUCCCUGCGACAUAAGCAUAACAUUCAGCUGAAAGGGAAUAUUGUCAUUUUCGAUGAAGCUCACAACUUGGAAUCAAUUUGUGAAGAAUCGGCAUCAGUGUCAUUUUCAACUACUCAAAUAAGUGCUUGUAUAAGGGAAACGAAGAAAGUUUUGGAAAUGAUUGUAAAUGAUGAAGAGGAAAUUCGGAUGAAAAUGGAUAAUACAAUUGCAUCAUUUGGUACUGAAAUUCAGGAAUCAAAUGAAGUGAAAAUUGAGAAGAAUGAUGUAGCUUACUUGCUUGCAUCUUUGCAUCAGUUUGAAGAUGCUGUCGAUGUUUGCAUGAAAGAUAAAGGGGAGAAAGUGAUUGGGAUUGGUGGCAAAGUAUAUCCGGGUGAAAAAAUGAUUGAAUUACUAUCGAAAGUAGGAUUUCGAAAAGAUAUGAGGGGAACAAUAUCAUUGACUAUUGACAAAAUUGGGCAGUAUCUCACAGCAAAAGCACAAAAUGAGUCAGCUGGAGAGUUUAUCGAAAAAGGAGUCUAUCUUCAAGAAUUUUCAUCAUUCAUUUCAACUGUUUACGCUGAUGAGCACGCUUCAUUAAGGGUAUUGGACAGUUCGGUUUGUGCAAUGAGAAAUGUGGAUAGUAGCAUUGCGAAAUAUUUUCAACUUUACGUCACAGAACAUGGUUCAGUAAUAACGCUGAAUUACUGGUGCUUCUCACCAUCAGUCGCAAUGUG